Molecule: messenger RNA, 1445 nt
Organism: Dendronephthya gigantea
Lineage: Eukaryota; Metazoa; Cnidaria; Anthozoa; Malacalcyonacea; Nephtheidae
Exons: 4
Coding region: 266-793 (175 amino acids)
Source: RefSeq, a predicted model, not a curated record
UUCACAUGGAGGUCAUAAAAACAAUCUUGGAAUAGUUUGUUUGUAAUUUUCCACUGAAUAUAAUAUAUGUACUUCUGAAAAUUAGUGUCGCUAAAUGAAAAGUUGGAAAAGAAAAGAUUUAAUAAAGAGUAAUUAUUUAAAUUUUCUCUUUGAUUGAGUUGACCUUUAAAAAGUUGUAAACAUAGUAACCCAGUGGUAACCAUAGAUUAUUUAGCGUAAACAAAUCUGAAAAAGCCUAAAGGUCAUAUCUAAACUGCACAGCAAUAUGCCUCAAUCUACGCCAAAAUAUCAGCUAGCUCGUUGUGUGAAGUAUGGUCCACCUGAACGAUCUGAUGCUGAACUAAGAAAACUAGAGAAAUCGUUCGUCCUGGACUGUGUUUUUGUGGGCACGCUUUCUGAUGAUUCUGGACGUGCUAAUCCGAAAAUGGCAACGGCAAUCCCACCGUACAAUGGCCAGAAAGACAAGUUUGCUAGAAGAUAUUUUGAAUCUCCUACCAUACAAAAAAUACUAAAAAAAACUGGUCAGGAUAUGAAUCAAGGAGAUUCUCUGUGUGGAAAACAAAUGGAUAGAUUUUACAUAACUGGAAGCAUGGGAACCAACAUCCGCUUAAGGAAUCAGAAUGGGGCAGGAAACUCACAAGAAAUCAUAAGAGGACACAGUAUGUUUAUGGAAAAUCCAAAACCAAUCGUUGGUUAUCAUGGUCUAUAUGGAUUUCGCAGAAAUACCCCUUGGCUUCGUCAAAAACCUUCUGUAUUUAUAGGUAAAGUUGACAAUCGUUCUGUGGUCCCUUGAGAUUUGAUGUAAACGUCUCUCUUGAUGUCAAAUUCCUUUUUGAACUAAAGUAGUAAAAUGGUUGACCACAGAUCACAGAAAAUUGAAAUUCCUAAUUAGGAAUUACUAACAGGAACAAUCUAAGAUGUUCUGUAGGACAAAACAUACUACAAGACUUAUAAAAUAUAGAACUAUAAGACUAAAUAUAAAACUUCGCAGUAGAUCGAAUGUUAUCUAUCAAUGUUUUAUUCCGUUGCAAUUUCGGAAUGAUUAUCUCCAUGCGUGUAUAUAGGGUUGAUUUACUUCUUCUAACAUUUUGAAAGCAUUCAUUGCGUCUUAAAUUUAGGAGCAGACAAACGGACUCUGCCGAGUGGAAUGAUAAUUAUAUACACACUGGUCUUAAUUGCCCAAUUCAGUACGAUUUUCUAUUCUUUCUUCUUUAAAUUUGACAAAAAGAUUCGCUCUGAAACUCAGAAAUGGCUUUCGGAAACUUUUUACUAUACCAAGAAAAAAUAUACAUAUACUGUAUUAGACUAAAGAUAUUUAUACUGUUCACAUUGCACUUAGGUACAAAACACAUUUAAUAUAGACAAUAACGUUUAACUUUUUAUGGUAAUUUUUAUGUACAUAUUUCUAAUGCCCAAGGAAAAAAAGAUUAAAAAAAGAUAAGGUC